Messenger RNA from Onychomys torridus (southern grasshopper mouse), 1415 nucleotides. RefSeq names its product nudix hydrolase 5 (gene Nudt5). Gene Ontology annotation, cellular component: nucleus. The transcript has 11 exons. NCBI's taxonomy places the organism in Eukaryota, Metazoa, Chordata, Mammalia, Rodentia, Cricetidae. Gene Ontology annotation, molecular function: ADP-ribose diphosphatase activity. The record is from RefSeq and is a predicted model, not a curated record. Bases 318 to 977 code for a protein of 219 amino acids. Gene Ontology annotation, biological process: ribose phosphate metabolic process; nucleoside phosphate metabolic process.
AGGACGUGUGCACAUCCUCCUUGCACCACGAGAGGCGCCUGUGUCUCUAGUGGUGGCUACUGCUUCUACGGAGAGACUGCAGCUUCUGUCUGAUUGUUUUUCCUUCCCUCCUCCAUCCCUUCCACAUCCCACAGCUUAGUAUAGUGUCCCCUGAGCUUUGGCAGGAAUGCUAUAAAUGUACAGCUGGGGGUUGAGCACUCGACCACUAUUUACUCUCAACACUACAUACAGUCGUAAAACUUCAUCUCAACUCACUGGAAAGAGGCUUCUUUGGCGGAACUUUCCACCUGAGGACUGUGGAGACCAACUAGAUUGGAAUGGAGAACCAAGAAUCAACAGACCCUUCUCAGAACACCAGACAGCACAUUAUUUCAGAGGAGUUGAUUUCAGAAGGAAAAUGGGUCAAAUUUGAAAAAACAACUUAUAUGGAUCCUACUGGGAAAACGAGAACUUGGGAAACAGUGAAACUUACAACCAGGAAGGGGAAAUCUGCUGACGCUGUGUCCAUCAUCCCAGUGCUGCAAAGAACUCUUCAUUAUGAGUGUAUUGUUCUGGUGAAGCAGUUCCGACCCCCAAUGGGUGGCUACUGCCUGGAGUUUCCAGCAGGGCUCAUCGAUGAUGGUGAGAGCCCAGAAGCAGCAGCUCUCCGGGAGCUAGAGGAAGAAACUGGCUACAAAGGUGAUGUCGCUGAGUGUUCUCCAGCUGUGUGUAUGGAUCCAGGCUUGUCCAACUGUACCACACAUGUUGUGACAGUAACCAUCAAUGGAGAUGAUGCGGAAAAUGUAAGGCCGAAGCCCAAACCAGGGGAUGGAGAAUUUGUGGAAGUGAUUUGUUUACCAAAGAAUGACCUACUGACUAGACUUGACGCUUUGGUAACAGAAGAACAUCUUACAAUGGAUGCCAGGGUCUACGCCUAUGCUCUGGCACUGAAACACGCCAACUCGAAGCCAUUUGAAGUACCCUUCCUCAAAUUUUAAGGCCAAGGACACUGGCCAUGUUUUGUAAAUGAGACCAUAAGGCCUUCACUAUUCAUUGUAUUCAAUCACGUUUAAUGUAGAUCGGAAAUCGGCUUUUUCAUAAAAUAAAAGCAGCACAGACUGCAUGUGGUAUGGAAUUAUAAUUACAGAGAGGAUGUAACCUUCAUUUAAACUUGUUAAAUGCUCAUGAAAAAAAGAACAUAAAUGUAGGUAGGUAUGUUAAAAUUUCUUAAACUUCACCUAGUCUAGAAGGUGAGGGUAUUUCUCAGGAAUAGACUUGAGCUCCAAAUUAUUAGGUCAGCUAUUUCCACCCUCAACUCCUAAUAUAAAAAUGAUGUACUAAGGUCUGCAAAUAGUUAUUAGGUUCAUGUUUCAAAAUAAGAUUGGGAUUUUGUUGAGACAGGGUUGCUGGCCUGGUACUUGCUUUGUAGACUGGGC